AUGGUAUCCUCAAGUGUCCUCGUUGCCUGCCUGUCUGGCGCUAUAGUCGCCACAGGUUCUUCUAUUCCCACAUCCGGUUCUGCCUACGCCCCAAAGCACGUAUCGUGCCCCUCAUCACCGCUGGUCAGAGGUGCUACGGGCAUUUGCGAUGCUGAAUCCGACUAUGUCACUCGGCGACAUCAAAAGGCUUCGGCUGCGUUGAAGACGUGGCUGAGAUCCGUCGACAAGGGCUUCAACGAAGUCACCAAAGACUGGUCUGCGAAGAGCUACGCAAAGGGCACGAAAGCGCCCGUAGUUGCUCUCACAUCGAGUGGUGGUGGAUAUAGGGCCAUGCUUAGCGGCGCUGGUGUUAUCAAGGCAUUUGAUGGGCGAGAGAAGGUCAAGACCGGCGUCAGUGGACUCUAUCAAGCCUUGACCUACGAAGCAGGUCUCUCUGGGGGAUCUUGGCUUCUUUCGUCACUUGCAGGCAACAACUACCCGACUAUCAGUUCUCUGCAGAAGAAACUGUGGGAAGAAGCACUUCAGAGCAGUCUUCUCGUCACCAGUAUCCUGGUCUCGCCACAGAAGGAUCCCAUCUAUGACACAGUCGAAGCAAAUGUCAUGGCCAAACGAGAGGCUGGCUUUGAACCAACUAUUAUCGAUCCAUGGGGCCGACUGCUUGCGUACGGCCUUCUGUACGGGCCCGACGGCGGAGUACGAGACACAAUGUCAAACAUCGCUCAAACCGCUAGCUUCAAGGAUCACCUUGCACCAUAUCCGAUUAUCACAGGUCUUGGUCUCGAGACUGGAUCGUGCAUUCCAGAGAGAAACGCAACUCAGUACGAGUUCCAUCCUUAUGAGUUUGGCUCAUGGGAUGCUGGAGUUGAGGCUUUUGCCGUGUCCAAGUACAUUGGGACGUCCUUUUCCAACGGCCGCCCUACCAAGAAAUGCAUCACCAACUACGACCAGCUCAGCUACGUGCUUGGAAUAUCCUCCAACGUGUUUGCAGCAGCAUGCGAACCCAUCACGGCCAAUAAUUCCGCCGACGCUUCACUAGUGCAGAACUUUGCCGCCUUGGUGUCUCAGCCUGGUUCUGAGGUCUCCAUACGCCAGAGCUUUGGCCUGAUCCCGAAUCCCUUCCAGGGCCGUCGCAAGUCGCCCGAGGUUUCUGCUCUCUCAACUCUAGAGCUAGUAGAUGGCGGAGUUGGCAUCGGCUAUCAGGGAAACCCCAUUUGGCCCUUCCUAUACAGGUCGGAUGUGGACGUCAUCAUUGUCAACGAAAAUUCGGCUGACACAAAGGACAAUUAUCCCAAUGGCACGCAAAUUGUAAACACCUACAAGGCAGCUAUGGCGGCGGGCUUGAAGCGUAUGCCGACGAUACCAUCUUCUGAGACCUUUGUGGCCAAGAAAUUGAACCAGAAGCCUGUCUUCUUCGGCUGUAAUAAGGCAGACGCCGCCACUAUUAUCUACAUUCCCAACUUCAACUACACUUUUGAGAGUGGUCAGCCGACGGCCAAGAUCCAGUAUUUCCGCAACGAGACAGUAGGAAUGAUUGACAACGGCGUUGAGGUAGGUAACUAUGGUGGCAAGAAAAACUGGCCACUGUGUCUCGCAUGCGGUAUUAUGAAGAGGACGGAUGGGAAGUUGCCUAGAGGGUGUACAGCAUGCUUCAAAGAGUACUGUUUCAACUGA
Messenger RNA from Fusarium sp. VM40, 1671 nucleotides. Lineage: Eukaryota; Fungi; Ascomycota; Sordariomycetes; Hypocreales; Nectriaceae. The record is from the annotation of a GenBank genome assembly.